AUGGGUUGUGCGGAGUGCGGGCGCUGUGGGCACGCACCUGGCAGUGAGGGGUGCGCCGUGCUGUUACUGUGCUGCCUUCCUUUUUUGUCCCCUUUUCUCUUUCUCUUGGCCAACGCGGAAAAGGCGUCGGCAACGACGAGUGUCUCUGGCGGGGCCCCGGAGAUGCGCCCCCAGGCGGACGGCAUGCUGAACUCCGCGGCAAACGCACACGACGCCAGCGGCGACUUGGCCAUUGCGGCGGGCGAGAAGCCGGGCGUCGCUGGAAAGAGCAACGGGCACGGCGCUGCCGAGGCGAACGUUGAGGCCGCCGUUAACUUGAAGAACCCGCACCCAAGCCGCAACGGCGCUGUGCACGCGGACCCACGCCAGGAGGCGAUCCUGCCAGCACCCUGCGCCGCCGUGGACGAAAACCUGCGGGCCACACCCAACAAGGCCCCGCUUCGGGGGGGGGGGGGGCUCGGAGCAGCGGCGCUCCUCCCCCAUCGUUUCUCACGACGCGCCAGAUGA
This is a messenger RNA of Trypanosoma conorhini, 507 nucleotides long. RefSeq lists its product as uncharacterized. The coding region runs from base 1 to 507 and encodes 168 amino acids. The transcript has a single exon. The record is from RefSeq and is a predicted model, not a curated record. NCBI's taxonomy places the organism in Eukaryota, Euglenozoa, Kinetoplastea, Trypanosomatida, Trypanosomatidae.